ACUAUAACGUUGUCGAUAUAGAGAGUAAUAAUAGAAAACAAACACUUAAGAGAAGUUGUUGGAUGAAAAGAAAACAAAGAUAUUGUACGCAUAUCGUUACUUGUAUAAUCACAUUAUAAGAGAAUUAUCGUUAUUACACGUAUAUAAUAUAUAUAUAUAUAUAUAUGUGCGUAUGUAUCUGUACAUGCAUAUGUAUAUAUAUAUAAAGAGAAAAUAUAAAACGGACGGUAUAAAAGCAACGAUACAGUAAGAAAGCACCGGAACACGCGAUAUGCAAUUCGCGGAAGUUCGAUAACGAACUUGGUACGCUUCGCUCGACUAACGUCUGAACAGCAGCGAGUUUCUCGAGGAACUAGUCCUUCCAAAGUUUACGAAGAGAAGACUGUGAACUUGACACGCGGUACUACGACCUUCUCAUCGUCAACAAAUCAGACGCACAAUAAAACUUGUCUCUACUCGUCAGGACGACAACAGUGAAUAACACAUACAUAUGUACACAUACGUAAAUAUAAACAACGAUUAGCUCAUCGUUGUUAUUCAAUAUCAAUACUAAGAAAAAUCUAGUUUAUCGAGACGAACCAUUUAAAGAAUAUUUUCAAUGAGCUCAAUGUCAACAAUAAAGGCAAGUCAUCUCCUUUAAUAUGAUCGACCAUAAUGGAGGACAAUCGGUCAGAAGUGCGAAGACAAAAGGUCAAGGGGUAUAGCGACUUGGUGGAGAAAUUUAUUGUCUGUUGGCAAGAUCGUACCGAAGAAAAAAAUAAUCACGAUACCAUCGUUAAAAAUAAAUCCAAUAAACGAACGAAAAUCGAAUCGAUCAUGUCGAAGCAACUUGCCAAUCGUGCCAUACCGAUGGAUCUGCAAACGUCAUCGAACUUUCAUGAACUUGCUUCCUUUCCUACAAAUCUGACCAACGGAGUAAAGUCUCCGGAAAAUGCCCGCUUUCAACAGAAGCAGCUGCAGGAGAAGGAACAGAAAUUACUGCAGCUUUACGACCAACAACAGCAGAGGGCAUAUCAGGUGGCACAAAGAGGCAGCUCAGGAUCGAAUGGCUCUGGCCAAGGGAGCUCAACGGUUAACCACCAUCACCAGAUUGUUACAAGGACUUCUUCCUCCGGUCACAUGACCUCGACCUCGCAAGCUACCAAGGUGAAGCAAGUAUUCAACGAUCGACGACAGACGAACGUCAAAGGCAUCGACAGAAGUUACCCCCUCGAGCCACUUGACAAUAAAACGAGAAAGCAACCGAUAAGCAAUGGCAUCGGCAAUUCGAGGAACAAUGGUUUGACCGUCAAUCGACAAUCCAUUACUGUAAAACGCGUAACGCGUUCCGACGUAAACAGCAAUGUUAACGAUGGCAAACCUAUCGUUUCUUAUCACGAAGAGAUCGCAAGGGAAUCAUCAUCUUCGCGUGACGUACCUUCGAACGAGUCACGUAAAGAGGACGACGUGGAAGUGUUCGGUAACGAAAAUCGUACGACUCAUUACGUUAAUGGAAAUUAUCCUGAUCAGAUACAAAUCCGAGAGAUCAUGGACGAGGACACGAUUCAAAGAAAUCGAAUGAUGGCGAAGCUACAUUUGAUGCAAUACGACGAGACGUUGAAGUAUCGCGUUAAAAAUGAUCUCGAGAGCGAAGAAUUUCCGGAAGAUCUCUUGGUCGAAGUAACCGACAAAGUACCGAAGAGAACUGUCAGCAAGAAGUUAUCUCAAGCCGAGGCACGCUUGGAACGAUUCAAGAAUAUGAAUGCCAAACGAAAUAAUGCUAGCAAACUUUCAAAUUCGACGACUACAGGGGGCAAGAAACGAUCGGAACCAUUGCUCCCAGCACGAACGACUUCGAGAGACGGCAGCAAUGGCGUAACGACGAGUGCAACGACCACGAAGACGAAAACAGGACAUGUCAGGGAGAAACGAUCGAAUAAGUCUAAAACUGAAAAAACUAGAGUAAAAUACGGUCAAGAGCCAUUUGAAAAAUCGAAGACAGAGGAAGCUAAAUCGAAGAAAAUACGAUACGAUAGAAAAACCGGCACGUCUGCGGGAAGCUCCAUAUUUCAAAAGAGAAAAGCCGAUGUCCCUACCGUAGACGAAACGAUAUAUCGUAGAGAUAGCCCAAGAUUCUUUUCUAAGGAAUCGGAGAAAUCUGCUACGAAGAUAUCUAUCGAUACGUUGGACAUCUCGACGCGUACAUCGAAACCUUCCUCGAAUACGAAACGACCAGUCGCCAGUCCAAAAGUUUUUCUUAGAAAACUCAACAAUUUUCCCAUCGCUCGAAGCAACAACGAUAAACGUUCUUACAAAAGAGAAGCAUCCACUUUUUCGCCUUAUCGUAGACGAUCCGAAAGUUCAACCACGACAAGCGUGGAAUCUAAACAUAGUCCUUCUCCGGAAUUAAUCAGUAUCGUAGAAAAACGUGAUACAAGUCCUGAAUUUUUCUGCGUUGAAACUGAAAAAUCCGCUACAACGAUGAGUCUUAAACCAAGACGAAAGAGUACCGACGAGGACAAACGCGAUGGUAUCAUCUCGAGUAAAGAUUUUCAAUCGAAUAUGUUUGAAAAGAUGAUCGCCAAACAAAGUCCAUCGUAUUUAAAACUGGAACGUAAAAUUCGUAAGUCAUCAGAUAGUUCCGAUAUUUCUAACAAGAGUUUCAACUUCGAAUUAAAGUCACCAAGAGAUUCGAUAAAUAAUUUACGAUCUAUACAACUUAUUCGUAACGUUAUGAAAAGACAAAAUGCGGGACAAGAAGAUACGAAGGAUCAAAAUCGUUCAAAAAUUGAUUCGAUAAAAUAUUCCAGUAUUUCGUCGAAAACGAAGGAGAACAAGCGAGACGAUAGUAAAGUAUCAGUCAAUAAAAAAUCUCCCGUUGAUACUAUUAAAAAAUCUUUUCUUAAAAUAGAUCUGAAAGAUACUACCGAUUUAAAGAACGCAUCAAGUAAUCGCGGACGUAAACUUUCGUUAAAGACUACCGACACGAAUCUACAAUCAAGUCCAAAGAGUCCAAAGAGUCCAAAAAGCACGAAAAGUUUCACGCCGACCGAAGUAGAUACCGAAAUUCAAGAAAUUACGAUGACCGAUCAACACAUGCGUUACGACGAUAAUACGUCCAAAAGGAAAGAAAAAAAAGAUAUUAAAAAAUUGAUGACGGACGAAACUUAUUCGAAGUCGAGUGGGAAAAAGUUAAAAAAUAGCGACAAGAUAAGAUCGGCAAAUCUCUUUACUUAUCCCAUUCGCAGAGAAGGUAAAAAAAGGAAUUCCGUAUUAGAGUCGAAUAUAUUUCAUCGUACGAACGAAACCGACGAAGUUCAAACGUUUCAGGAAAGUAAUCGAUCAUUAAACGAAAAGUCAUGGAAAAAACAAGAGAUAGAAAGUAUAGAUCUGAAAGGUUUGACGAGUUCGAAGUCGAGCAAAAGGCAUUUGUCCAAGAACGAGAAGAUAAUUGUUUCUGUUCCUAAACGACGAAACAGUAAAGAUUUGAAAGCCAUUAAAAAUGAAUCUUUACGAUCGAAAACUUCGUCGCUUUGCUCGAACGAGGACAGAAUGUCGAAGAAUCGAAGUACUAAUGUAAGUUUGAAAGACAUAACUUUCGAUGAAUCGAGGAAGGAAAUUCGAGAGAGAAGUACCUCCCCUUUAUACAAACGAGUUCUUCAAAGUCCGACGGAACAAAUUAAAAGUGAAGGCGCGAAAGAAGAAUUGCUACGAUCUACCGAACUUAUACGACGCGUAAUAAAGGCUCAACAUUCUGAUAAGCAAGAAAUGAGUAACUUGAAGUUUACAGAAUCAGUUACAAAAAAUGAAUCCAACGAUAUAUAUUCCAAUAGAAUUUUGAUGAUAUCGUCACCGACAAAUACAAAUUACUAUGGAAGAACCGAUUCCAUAGAAUCCGCUCUCAAACGUUUCGAUUCGAUCGGUGCAGAAUCUGAAUAUCAAGACACGAUAGGACGUGAUUGCGUGGACGGUAUAACGCACGAUUUAUCAUCUAAAAUCAAUGUCGAAAAGAUAUCAACGACGAUCUCGAGCGAGCCGAAAGAAUCUAUAAAAACAAAAGCAAGGAGCAAAAGGUUAGAAUCAUCGCAAGUUAAAAUGGAUCGAUCGAAAUUUGAUUCUAAAAGGAAGAAUACAAACGGUAGCAUACUUAAGAAAUCUCCAGGUCAUUCGAGAAAAAUACUUUUAACGAAGAUAGAUUCUUUACGGGAAGGUCGUAUUAAAGGAAAGAAAAUAGCGGAAGCGAAAGACUCGAUGAAGAUUGCUCGAACUCCAAAAUCACGAUCUCCAAUUUGCAAACGCAAACUUUUUCACGAUCCGGGUUUUGAAAAAGAAAACGAGCGUGUGUGUACUAGCUCCGUAAACUAUCCGUUUCACAAACAGAAAACAAAUGAUUUUCUUAGGAGAUCCAUGGAAAUUUCUACGAGGGAGAAUAAAAAAAAACACGAAGAGGAGGAUUGUACGCUUCUAGUAAAGCCAUUACGUUCUAUCGAGGACAUACGAAAAUCCAUCCUAUCUGAUAGUAGCGGAACGACGGUAGUAGCAUUGACACAAAUAACCAAUAUCGAUCCCGCGAGACAAGCCGAAAUGGGGUCAGCGAUUGCAAAUGAAAUUUUAAAGGCUUCGACGAAGUCCGAAAGGCAGUCGCGAAUUGUCGUCGACAGUGACCCUCUAAAUAAAAAAAGGUUUCCUUCGAACGAUCGAUCGAAGAAUAAUUCUCACCUACGAGAUUAUGGAAAGAUUUUAUCUAAGAACUCGAUGCGUUUUGGUAGGAUUACGAAAAGUCCGAGUCCCGACUCGACAAAUUCGAAAAAAUCUUCGGAUAACGAUUGUCGUACGAUCGUGACUAGAAGAAGCGUUCCUUCCUCACCUUCGAAGAGUCCAGAUAUUUUACCUAGACGUGUCUCGACCGAGUCUAAGACUCAAGAAACGAAGCCAUCGAUAAAAGCGAGCUUCGUGAAAGCUUCGGAUUCGAUCACGUCUAAAAGAUCAGCGACGAGAGCGGAUGUUCCUAACGUCUUUCAGAACGGUUUACAUUUGCAGGAACAGAUCGUCGAAAGGAAGGAACAAAACGAUGUACCGAAGAAAUGUCAGGCGUUUACGAUCGACUUCGAGGAACGAUCGUUCUCGAAGAGUAACGAUAGUACGGAUUCCAAAAGGCCAUUGGCCAAAAAGCAAUCGAUGGAAAAACAGCAAACAUCAUCGGCCACAUCGGGGAGACCGACGUCCUCGACCUCGUCCGCUUCCAGCGGCAAUACAACGCAGGCUCACAUUUCCAACUCGAAAGGAAGAAUGGCUACGAGAGCGAGGACUCCGAUCAGCGCUUCACCAACCUCCAAAGGACAUUCUGCUAAAGGUGGAACCAGUCAAAAUACCACAGAGAACCUUAUCGCCUGCAAGGUGUGCGGACGUCGAUUCGCUCAAGAUCGCGUGAACCUCCAUGAGCAGAUAUGCGCGAAAACUAUGCAAAAGAAAAGGAAACAAUUCGACACGACCAUGUACAGAGUUAAAGGGACCGAAUUAGAAUCAUUCGUAAAGAAGAGCUCCAAGAAAAGCGAUUUGAAACCGAAGAAGCCAGAGGUGAAGUCGAAUUGGCGACGUAAGCACGAAGAGUUCAUAAAUGCGAUUCGCUCGGCGAAGCAAGUUCAGGCACAUCUGGCGGCAGGUGGACGAUUGAGUGACCUUCCACCACCACCGGUCAGCGACACCAGCGACUACAUUCAAUGUCCGCAUUGUGGCAGGAAGUUCAACCAAGCGGCAGCGGAGCGUCACAUUCCGAAGUGCGAGCACAUGCUGCACAACAAGCCCUCUUCACGUCCACCACCACCACGACCGAGGCGUUAACCAACUCGACCAUUCUUCCUUCUUUACAUCCCUUUUAACCCUUUCCAUCGGCUCCAUUUUUCUAUCGAUCGAGGAUAAAACGGAAAGAGGACGUUCCGAAUAAAGAAAAGAGCUUACUAAGAGUCCACCAAAUCAUUCCUAAAUCGAAUUUAACGUUUAAUCCGUUCUAUACUCGAUCCCUUUCACGCUUACCGUCUCUAUCUCGCGUAUAAUUUUAUACACACUUUUUAUUUUCUUUUUUCUAAUAUAACAUCCUCUCUAUGAUCAAUAAUAAUAAUAAUAAUAAUAAUAUUAUUAAUAUUAAUGAUAAUGAUAAUAAUGGUAAUAACAACGACAACAAAAACAACAACAACAAUGAUAAUGAUGAUAAUAAUAAUAAUAAUAAUAAUAAUAAUAAUAAUAAUUGUAAUAACAAAGAACACUUUAAUUAUUAUUUUCAAUUAUUAUUUGAUUAUAUUUACGAUGAUGAUGUGUACGAGAUAAUAAAGGCGCGUAUUCGUGUUAUUAUCGUGUUACGUAUGUAAUUGUAUUUCGUUUCACGAUCAUCGAUCCAUACCACUUACUCGUUGAUUUAUCAGUCAUUCUUUUAUCUUCGUGAGUAAAUUCUUUAUCGUGUCGCUUACAAAUAUUCUAGUAAAAUGCUUACUCCUUCGUGUCAACGUGUGUAUAUAUAUAUAUACACACACACACACAUAUGUGUAACGUGUUAUAUUUAAGUUGCGUUCCAAUUAUCUUCGGUGAUAUUUUUAAUGCCAAGAUACAUAUAUACGAGUAUAUCUAGUUAUUUUCUCGUUACACGCGUAUCGAUAGAAAAUGCCAAGUGUCAUUUUUUUUCUAAUGCAAUUUUAAGUAACUCAAUGAUUUCAUUAACACUAAAAAAUUAACAUUACUCACGCUGGAAUUUCACGUUAUACGACUUUUUUUUUUCUUUUUUAUAAUAUGCGUUAACGAAUGAAGAAAAAAAAAUGAAAAGAAAAAAAUGUUAUACUUUUAUACAAUUGCUAUUAAUCGUAUGUCGGAUUUGAUGUAUUGUUUAAAUAAAAAUAAAAUUUUUUAUCGAUA
Molecule: messenger RNA, 6882 nt
Organism: Vespula vulgaris
Lineage: Eukaryota; Metazoa; Arthropoda; Insecta; Hymenoptera; Vespidae
Exons: 9
Coding region: 655-5820 (1721 amino acids)
Source: RefSeq, a predicted model, not a curated record